AGCUGCAAACAGAUGAUCUACGCCAGGGGAUACAGAUCCUACAUCUACGCUCCAGAUGGGAUCACACAGAAUGUUUGGUGGGUGUCGAGACAUGGUAGAAAAAUGCCAAACUGGGCCGAUACACCAAGCGAUCACCAAGGGUGUAGCUGCAGUUACGAAACUCCAUCUAAACCCUAUAACGCUUGCCCUGCAGGAGGACGGUGUAAUACGGACUAUUCGUAUUACGGUUAUUGGCAGGAAGAUUCCGGCUAUCUGACUGAUGUGAGAAGACUACCAGUUAUAAGAUUACAUACGGGAUUCCCAUUACAGUCUGGAACCAGAUAUCUCUACUAUAAUCUUGGUCCUCUCCUCUGCGAAGGACACUGGUCUUAGAGAUACCAAGAGAAGUCUGACUAAACUUCACCCACCCCCGAGAGAGAAUUUUAUUUAUAUAUUUCAACAGUAUUUUAUUAGGGUGCCCUUUCAACAAUAUGCUGGUAUUAAUAGGGACCCUAUAAUUAUAAAACAAAAAUAAUCAAAAACAAAAAUGGUAUAUACACAUGAUAUAAUAUACAAAAAUAAAAACAUAUACAUUUUUAAAUACAAAAGCAAGGAAUCGGUUGAAACAAACUGAAGGGAGGCCCGGGCGGAAGAAUUCGGUCGAACCCGAAAUUUAGAAAUCGUUUAUGAAUAGAAACUAGGUCCUGUUUCAUAAAGUGUUACAACUAUGGUAACUUUGCCAUAAUGGCAACCCCCAUGGCAAGCUUGAUUGUGAUUGGCUGCUGAGCCCUGUUAACAUAGGAGUAAGCCAUAACAAACAGUUAGUCCUUUAUGAAUAUGGCCACAGGGGUAGAUUCAGGAUUUCAUAUAUAAAUCCUGAAUUUUUACAACCAAUAUAAAGUAUUUGAUUAGGUCUAAAUAAAUAUUACUAGCACGAAGUGCGAAAUUGUUUGAUAUUCAUACAUAGGAAGUGACAUUUAAGAUACUUGUUGAAAUCAUUAUGAUGCGUAUCUAAUUAACUAAAUAAUUCAAUGUAAGCUCGAGGCGCAAGCCGAUUUUGAAAAAAAAUCUUUGCAGAAAAGGGGACAUUAUACGUUGUAAGGACUGUUCGUAGGAAUUCAGUACGUAUAUGUCAUAAUGAUUUCAUUGAUUCAAAGAGGCCUGAAAUUGUUUGAUAUUCAGACCUAGAAACGAAACAUUUUAUUAUU
Lytechinus variegatus (green sea urchin) is the source of this 1187-nucleotide messenger RNA. Its product is annotated as contactin-associated protein-like 4. The record is from RefSeq and is a predicted model, not a curated record. NCBI's taxonomy places the organism in Eukaryota, Metazoa, Echinodermata, Echinoidea, Temnopleuroida, Toxopneustidae. The transcript is spliced from 2 exons. Bases 13 to 372 code for a protein of 119 amino acids.